Molecule: messenger RNA, 749 nt
Organism: Halichondria panicea
Lineage: Eukaryota; Metazoa; Porifera; Demospongiae; Suberitida; Halichondriidae
Exons: 1
Cellular component (GO): nucleus
Molecular function (GO): DNA binding
Source: RefSeq, a predicted model, not a curated record
GCACUGUGACUGAUGGAUGGUGGACAUCCUUUUCUAGGCGACAUCCUGAAUUGUCUCUGAAAAAUCCUGCCCCUAUGAGUAAGGCACGAGCCAUAGCAUCUAACUCGGAAAGUAUGAAUGCUUAUUUCGAUUUGCUGGAGGAGACACUGGAUACUUAAAAUCUUGGAGACCGCCCAGAGUUACUAUUUAAUAUGGAUGAAACCGGAAUGCCAUUGAAUCCAAAACCCCCAAAGGUGGUAGCUGGCAAAUCAAAAUAUGUGACAGCAAUGUUGUCUGGUGAUAAGACUCAGAUCACUGUUGUUGGUUGUGUAAGUGCGUCUGGAAUUUGUAUGCCACCGAUGGUAAUUUGGGAUCGCAAGACUCUCAAUUUGGCUCUUACUGAAGGAGAGGUUAGAGGAACACGCUAUGCUCUAUCUGAACGUGGCUGGAUGACUGCAGAAAUCUUUGAUGGCUGGUUCUGCAAUCAUUUUCUCCGAUUUGCUCCAAGGGAUAGACUACUUCUCUUGCUCCUUGACGGGCACUCUUCCCAUUUUUGUCCAGAGACGUUGGCUAUGGCUGCCAAGCAUGAAGUUGUAAUUUUCACUCUGCCGCCCAAUACAACACAUUUAACUCAGCCCCUUGAUAAGGAAUGUUUUUCUCCAUUGAAGUCAGCUUGGCGAGAAGCAUGCCAUCAGUUUAUUAGUCAAAAAAUCCAGGCAAAAGUGUCACUCGCUAUACUUUUUCAAGGGUUUUUGCUAAUGCUUGGAUGA